AUGUCGCUUUUCGGUCCAACAGACAAUGGCCUCAAGCCGUUUGUGACAGUGUUGUCUGCUGUCGGCCUUGUCGUCUUUUACUUGAUAUACCUCGUGGUAUAUCGUUUGUUUCUCAGCCCGAUAUCCAAGUUCCCCGGUCCGAAACUUGCAGCAUUAACAUACUGGUACGAAUUUUGGUAUGAUGUUGUCGCCGAGCCAGAAUAUACCUUCAAGAUUGGACGGCUGCACAAGCAAUACGGAUCAAUUCUCCGUAUUAACCCGGACGAGAUCCACAUCUCAGCACCCGACUUCUACGACACCAUCUACGCGGGCAGCGGGAGGAAGCGCGACAAGUGGGACUGGAUCGUGAAGUCCUUCGGCGUUGAUGAGAGCCUGAUAGGCACGCUCCCCCAUGAUGACCAUCGCAUACGACGAGCCUCGUUGGCGCUGUAUUUUUCUAAGCAGAGCGUCCGGGCGCUGCAGCCCUUGGUCGACCGGAACAUGGCUUUAUUGAUGAAGCAUUUCCGCGAGUUCCAACAAACGGGCGAGCCUUUGACCUUGAAUGCCACCUUUGCUGCUCUGACGAACGAUAUCGUCAUGGACUACGCUUUUGGAAGAAGCGAGCAUCGUCUCAAGGCGCCAGAUUUCGAUCCUUCCUUCAUGAACGCCAUGCUGCAGGGUGGAAAGGCCGGGCAUGUGAUGAAGCACUUUCCAUGGCUCAUGGACGCCUUGCGCAAACUACCUGACUCGAUGCUGCUCAAGCUGAGCCCAGCCAUCGGUGCGUACGCAAAGCUCCAGACGAGCAUCAAGCAGCAAGUUGCGGAGAUUCAACACGCCCACAAGGCCUCGGCAUUACGACAAGUCCACCGACCGUCUGUGGCAGGAGGGCGCCUCGGCGUCUCCGCCUAUUUCACCCUCGCUACGCCCUCCAUCCUGCAAGCCUUGAAAGCCGAACUCUCCGCUGCGAUUCCGGACCCCUCAGCACCGCUGAACCUCCUCACCCUCGAGCAGCUCCCCUACCUCACCGGCGUCGUACAGGAAGGCGUGCGGCUCUCACAUGCCAUCUCGCACCGCCUGCACCGCAUCUGCCCGGACGAGACGUUGGUCUUCAACGACGGCCAUCGCGAGUGGCGCAUCCCGCCCGGCACUCCGCUCAGCAUGACGAGCAACCUCGUGCACCAUGACGAGGCUAUCUUCCCGGACUCGCGCGCUUUCCGGCCGGAACGCUGGAUCGAACAGCCGCGCCUCGACCGCUACCUGGUGUCAUUUGGCAAGGGUGGCAGGGCGUGCUUGGGUAUCAAUCUCGCAUACGCAGAGCUGUAUCUCACACUGGCCGGCCUUUUUCGUGUAUACGGAACAGCGGAGGUGCAGGGCGUGGAUGAUAUAGGUCUUCUGGAGCUGUUUGAGACGACGGCGGCGGACUUGGUUAUUACGAGUGAUGAGGUGGCGCCAGUGAUGCCGGAGGAUUCAAAGGGGUUGAGGGUGAAGGUUUAUGCAAGCGCCAAGGCUGGGCUAGAGUAA
Messenger RNA from Endocarpon pusillum Z07020, 1500 nucleotides. RefSeq lists its product as uncharacterized. NCBI's taxonomy places the organism in Eukaryota, Fungi, Ascomycota, Eurotiomycetes, Verrucariales, Verrucariaceae. The transcript is spliced from 6 exons. Gene Ontology annotation, molecular function: heme binding; monooxygenase activity; oxidoreductase activity, acting on paired donors, with incorporation or reduction of molecular oxygen. The coding region runs from base 1 to 1500 and encodes 499 amino acids. The record is from RefSeq and is a predicted model, not a curated record.